GUUAGGGGGCUGUUUCUCAUUUCUGUUAAAAAGCAUUUCUGUUGUUAUUCCGCUUAACCUAAAAAUACGAAUUGUGAUUUUUACGGCUUGUUAAUAAUUUAAAUAACUAUUACUAUUCAGUUAUGUUGAAUAACUAUUUUACAGAGUAUGAGAACUUGGAGAUCCACGAGCUCAUGCUUAAGGAUCGACCCCGACAAGAGGCGUAUUACAAUGCUAUUGUAAAAAAUAAGGAAUUGUUUAAGGACAAAGUUGUACUCGAUGUCGGCGCUGGAACGGGAAUUCUCUCCGCAUUUUGUGCACAGGCCGGCGCCCGUUUAGUCUAUGCCGUGGAGGCGUCCAAUUUGGCCACCAGAGUAGCUCUGGAUUUGAUUGAAGAGAACGGUCUCACUGAAACAGUCAAGGUAAUCCACUCGCAAAUCGAAGAAUUCGUUCUGCCGGCAACAGCUGACAAAGUCGACAUUAUAGUGUCGGAGUGGAUGGGAUUCUAUUUACUGCAUGAGGGUAUGUUGGACUCGGUUCUUUAUGCUCGCGAUCAUUUCCUCAAGCCGGAUGGACAAUUGUUUCCCAGUGAGUGCACAAUUUUUGUUGCUCCUUGUGCGGUGCCAUCGCUUUUUGAUGAUUGGAAAAACGUUGACGGCGUAAAAAUGGAGCAAUUUGCAAAAAAACUGCGAUUACAGAAAUCAACGCGUCCCGAAAUUAUCCAUUUGAAACCAAACGAUUUGCUCCACGAGGGCAUUGUCUUCCACUGGAUGAACCUACUUGAUGUGGAUUCGAAAGAUUUGGAUGAGAUACGUUUCAAGGAAGUGGUCUCGACGCAAUUUGCCGGUAAACACCAAGGCUUUUGCAUAUGGUUCGACGUUCGCUUUCCUGGCGAAGAAGCUAUUACUCUGAGCACAUCUCCACUUGCGCCAGAAUCCCAUUGGAAACAAUGCGUUGUUGUACUUCCCGAAGAGAAUUGCGAACAUUUGGAAGAGAAUUCUCCCGUUGCCUUUACCAUCCUAAUGAAACGUAAUCCAAAUGACGCUCGAAAGUAUAAUUUAGAAGUGGAAUUGCUUGAUCCCAAUGUAGAGGAACAUCCGGUGCCUUGCUCAUGUCACAUGACCAAAUGUAUACUGACCAAAGCUCACCUUAAAAUGAUGGAUACUUCAUAGUCAUAGUCGUAGUCAUAAGAAAUGAAUUAAACAACACAUACAAUUUA
Drosophila sulfurigaster albostrigata is the source of this 1198-nucleotide messenger RNA. RefSeq names its product protein arginine N-methyltransferase 6 (gene Art8). Gene Ontology annotation, cellular component: nucleus. The transcript is spliced from 2 exons. Bases 123 to 1151 code for a protein of 342 amino acids. Gene Ontology annotation, molecular function: protein-arginine N-methyltransferase activity. Gene Ontology annotation, biological process: peptidyl-arginine methylation. The record is from RefSeq and is a predicted model, not a curated record. Lineage: Eukaryota; Metazoa; Arthropoda; Insecta; Diptera; Drosophilidae.